Messenger RNA from Colletotrichum orchidophilum, 2712 nucleotides. RefSeq lists its product as uncharacterized. The record is from RefSeq and is a predicted model, not a curated record. The transcript has 5 exons. Bases 1 to 2712 code for a protein of 903 amino acids. NCBI's taxonomy places the organism in Eukaryota, Fungi, Ascomycota, Sordariomycetes, Glomerellales, Glomerellaceae.
AUGGCCCGAACAAGAACUGGCCGCGGUGCUCCGGAGCCCCCGGAGCAGAGUUUCGAAGACGCUCGUUCCGCCCGGUUGACGCGACGUCGUGCGGGCGGCGCUGCUGGCACGGCGGAACGCGUCGAGUUCACCACCGCUACUGCUGCAUCUCAGCCGACGACGCGAGGUAAGGGGAGCAAUAAGGUCGUCCCGACGAGCACCACGUUACGAGAGAUGGCGGAAGAACAAGACGAAGACGCGACAGAAAAGCAAGAGGAAGACGGUUUCAGAAAUGAACCGGUCGCUCGUUUCAAUGCGAAGGAGAUUGUCAGAGAUAUCAACCCGCAGGACAACGACAGUGAAAUGGGAUCGCAGAGUAUUUCUGGCAAACAGAGGAACGCAACUCCGGCUUAUAUGAGUGCGGCAUACACGAUAUUUUCAAGCGCACCCAGGGUACCAGGCUCGUCAGCACCGAGAGCAUCACAAGGUGCGAUACUUACAUUGCGCCUUUUCGCUAGGGACGAGUUACUGACUGAGGCAAAAGGUCCCGUACAGCUGCCGGGAAUAGAGGACGAUGGCAGCGAUGACGAGUCGGAGAUGGGCGAUGACGACGAAGACGACGCCGCCCAGGAUGUUGUCGAAGCGGAACUGAAAGAGAACGCCCUCGACUCACUCUGGCACGAAUCCGAGGCUCUGGCGAGGCUGCUCCGCAACCCAAAGCCCUCCAGCAAAUCCUGGUGCCGGUUACUGCCCGUCUUCCGGGGCAACUGGCUCCGCACCCGCGAGUUCUUUGUGGAGAGCGACGCGCUCUUCAUCGACCUCUUCGCCAGCAUCGAGGACAUCAGCGAGAGGCAACAGCUCAAGGCGCGGGCCGUCAUUAUCGGCGCCAACGCCACAUCGCUGCUCAACGUCAUAUCAGACGCCGAGCUCCGCAAGGAGGGCAAUUUUGAUAGAGUCUGGAAGAUAUUUCAGCGCCUCGACGAGGACUUCCCCGCCCCGCUCUGCCCCUACGACGAAUACGCCGAUCACGUUACCGAGGACGAUAUCGAGCUCGCGCUCGACAUCCGCACGCACAGGCUGAUCACAAGCCUGAAGGCCUUGCAGGAUGGUCAGCAGAAUCCGGCCGACAUCGCGGCGGAGCUCUUUUGCGUCACCCUGAAGGCCUCCGUCGAUGCGGAGGAGGCUCUUGAGCAUGGACCGUUCAGGGGCAUCGACGGCCGUAUGACGGAGCGAUUUGCAGACAGGGCGAGGCAGAUUCUCGCCGCCAUCGAGGACAAAACCGUGUACGAUGCCAUUCAGGCUCUCGACGAGAUAUUCCCGCUCGAGGGAUCCCCUGACCAGUCACAGAACGAGCCCGACAACGAGGCGACCGAUUUCAUCAGCAAGAUUUCCGCCUGGUGCAGCAGGAUGAUUGACGAGCUCAGCGUGGUUUUGAAGGAUCCGCCGCAGGAGGAAAGGCCAUUCUCUCCGACAGAGUCUUUGGCGUCGACCGCGUUGCAGGACAUAGUCCGCAACGACGUACGCGAAGACAUCCUGUCCCGAUCAAACGUGCAACUCCUAGCAAAACUCUCCCGCCAGCUCCCCUCGCGCCUACGUACAUCCCCGUCGCUGGCAAACUCUCAACACGGAGCCACCCUCGAGUCCACCGUCAACGGAGGCCUCGGCGACGAUUACGAAGAAGAAGACCGCCGCCGCAACCCCUCCCCGGCGCCCAGCGACCUCUCAGCCAUCAUCGCAGGCCUCCCCAGCACCGCCAUCAUCCGCAGUACACAACCUUCUUCUUCCGCCGAAGCCGGCACCAGCACCGCCGCCGUCCCGCGCCGCUCCGGCUUCACCGCAGUCAACAGCGGCGGCGGCGGGAGGAAACGCCCCCGCGAGGCCUCCUCCAACCACUCUCAACAAUCUCAAGAGACCGAUGACCCCUUCGAGGAGGACGACCGCGAACCGAACCCCCAGCGAAGGGUCCAACUCGCCCGCGACCGCCACGACAUGCCCCCUCCCCCCUCUCGCCCCUCAAAACGCGUCCACCUACCCUCAGCCGCACCAGGGCCAGCCUCGUCAGCACGCCCAGCAGCAGCACCCCCUUGGUCUUCCCCGUCAUCAACUUCCACCACCAUCCGCCGCCGCUUCGGCUCCGAGCUACCUAACAGCGCCCCCGCCUCCUCGGCACUCUCCAGGAGCAGCAUAUCCAGCAGCACCAGCACCGUCGCCUCCUUCCGCGACAUCAACGAGAUGAACCGCCGCCCGGCCUCCCGUGCGGGACCCCAGCAACGCGUCCCCUGGUCCGAUAAAGACACCCGCCGCCUCAUCCGCCUCAUAGAGUACCACAACUGCCUGUGGGCGCACAUUGCAAAACGCCAGCUCCCUGGCGGUCGCCCCAGCAGCGGCGGCGACUUUGAGGACAGGGAGGACUGCAUCUUUGAUCACCCGCGGGACCAGCAGGCCAUCCGCGACAAGGCGCGGAAUCUCAAGGUCGAUUUGCUAAACCACACACCAGCAGCACAACCCCCCCCCGCCCCCGCCACCCCCCCACCCCCGCCGGCCCGCAGAGCCGACCUUAAUCUCUACCCGGGCUUCGACGGCAUUGCCCUCGGCAAAAAAGAACGUCUGGCCCUCAUCAGCCGCGGCAAGAACCCGGAUCGCAGGGAGGCCGACGUCGACGAGACGGGCGAGCCCACGCAUACCGAGUACGUACCGCUCGACGACGACGAGGAGGAGGAUGAUGAGCUGUAG